Molecule: messenger RNA, 973 nt
Organism: Camelina sativa (false flax)
Lineage: Eukaryota; Viridiplantae; Streptophyta; Magnoliopsida; Brassicales; Brassicaceae
Source: RefSeq, a predicted model, not a curated record
AUGAAAAAAAUCCUGGAGUUCCAACUUAUUUACAGAGAAUGCCACUGGGGUUUAGGGAGAAAAAAUGUCGGAUCGGAGCGUAUCAUUGUCGCAAAAAAAUUAUUCUACGAGAACGUCAUCAAAUGUAUUUAUACGAAGGAGAGAACUGGAUAUAUCUUCAAGGAGAGAAUUGGUUUAGUCGAUGAAUUGGGGGAGAAAGGUGAGGACGUGAUAUGCGAUUCGAAAUCAGAAGAGGAAAUUAGGUAUUCAGACACGAAGGAAGCUGUAAAGAAACGACCAGUUCUGGAGGCAAGUGAUGGCAAGAGGAAAUAUAAAAAGAGAGAUAAGAAGAGGAACAAGAAGAGUGAUGAUUUCGAUGAGCUGCCAAUUUCUUUUGGUUUCAUACUAAAUCCAAAUAGCUCAUCAAUCACUUUGGUUUAUUUCAUUUCAUAUUUGCUCUGUGAUUUGCUAACAAUUUGUGUUUGUUCUGUAUAUGCUGGCUCGGUUUGCAACAGGAACUUAUUUUACCCGGAUGGCAGAUACAUCAACGAGAGACGAACAAAAUCUUGCAACAAUAGGAUUCUGUUUAACCUCUUGGUUUCUGAUAAGGUCAUGCUCGAUGCUUCAAAACAAACAAGAUGCUUGCAGAUCUUUCAUUCUCUUCAAAGUUGGAACCAAGGUUCUCACAACGUUUUCCACCAUAUAACACACUGUAGCCCAGAAAAUUCAUGCUUUCAGAUUUUAUAGGAAGUGAUUCAAGAAGAGAGUGAAAAGAUUUACGCUAUGCUCGAUGGAAUAAUGCAGAGCCUAACCUACAAUGUGAAGAUUUCUAUGUGUCCUGACAAAAGAAGUUGUUUCACUUAUAGUAAGUUUUGAUGUUAUUGGUUACUACUACUAAAUAACUUAACCACAUGUAUCAAUAAUAGACCCAAGUGUAUACCAUUCAUAGAGACAUAAUGUUAUCAUAAGUAUAUGAAAAGAGAUUAACCUAUCA